Molecule: messenger RNA, 4017 nt
Organism: Cuscuta campestris
Lineage: Eukaryota; Viridiplantae; Streptophyta; Magnoliopsida; Solanales; Convolvulaceae
Source: the annotation of a GenBank genome assembly
CAAAAUUUCCCUCCAAUCAAUGCCAUUUUCCCUCCAAUUCAUCAAACCCUACAUCGAGCCUGCUACGCCUUUGGCACCACUUUCUGACUCUUCCCAACUGUUCGUUCACUCUGCUGACCCUGCGAGUGAAUUUCGAAUCGAUUAAUGGAAUUUUCGUCGGGAUUUUAAUAUUUAUAGAGUGAAUGAGCAUUGUACUAUUUUUUUCCCCUUCUGUUUGAAAUAAUUCUAUUCGGAAUCGUUAGGGAUUUUGUCGGGAUUUUCCUUAUCGUUAAAUUCAUUGAAGGACUGUGGAUGUUACGAUGACUCAAUCCAGAGGAAAGAACGAUGAAGACCUGCCGAAUGCGAGUUAUUCAGAUGCUGAUUUGACUGAUGAUGAAACGCAGCCUGUUGAUAGUCCAUUUUUCACAAAAGGCGGUAAUAUCCAAGGUGAGAAGGAUCAUAAAUGGCUAAUGAACACAAUGCCUGUUGAUGAUCUCCUUCAAUGCGGUAAUGAUUUUGAGACUCAACCAGUGGAUCUUUAUGGGGAUACCCAAUUAUUAGAUUUUUCCGGGAAUCCCCAUGAGGUUGAGAUUGAAGGUGAAACACAAGUGGUUUAUGACCAUGAUGGUGUGGAGCAUAUGCAUACUCAGGUGUUAGAUGAGUGGAACUUUGAAGUCACAAGUGAUAGUGAUUGUGAAGGAAGUGAUAGGACUGAGGUCAUUUGUGAAACUCAAGAGAUAUCAGAUAAUACUGCUAUUUCUAUGAGCCAGCUGGACUUUCAAAAGACUAGACCUGAUGAAGAGGCUGACAGAUGUCUUGAGGUUCAAUCAGAUGUUCUGAGUAACAUGAAGUGUCAUUCAGGACCUGUGCAUUGUGGCUUUACUUCUAUUCGUAUUGCAUCUUUAAGGUCCUCUGGUUUGGCUGCCAAGGGAUUGGCUCAUAGUAGGUCCGACGGUGAUUCCAAUAAGAGAAACAGUUCAUUAGAGUUGAUACGGACUAUGCAAGACAUGCCAUUUGUUGAGGAAAACGCUAAGAGGAAAGUUAACAACACACAUGGUUGUGAGGAUAAUGUUGAACUCAGUAAAGUUCUAGGGACUGAAAAUAGGUGCAAAUCUGGUAGCUCAGCUGCAAGGAAACUUUUCACAGAAGAUACUGUGGAUGAUAUGGAAUAUGCAGAGCAUGGAAAUGCUGAUGCUAACAAUGUAGCAGAUUUGCCUCAGAUGUUUACUUCAGAAAAUUUAUUGGCUGGGUUAAGUUACAUUGAUUCUCAAGAACCUGGAGAUGAAUCACAGGCUAAAGCAUUUGAUGUUGUUGACAGAUUUCUCAAGUUUAAUGGAGUUCAGGAUGAUGAAGACAUUGAAAUGGGAAAGUCAUCUGUUGAAAAAACAAAGUCUGUGCCAAGUGCAAAACGGACAAAGAGGUUGAUUGUGGCAGCCACUGGAAGCAGGCAUGAAGUAGAUAGUAUUUUUGAUUGGGACGAUAACUGCGAGGAUGAUGGUGGUGGGGAGUUUUUUCAAAAGAAUAAGGAACUUCUUUUUGAUAACAAAAUCUCCACGUCUCGACGGAAGCCUAUGCGACUUAACACUGACCAAAAAAGAGUAGUUGGUAACUGUGAAUGCACAGUAGAGAUUUCAGAAUCGUGCAAAAAGAAAGAUACUAAAGUGAAAUCAAAUAGCAAGAAAUCAAAUACUAUGACUGAAAAGCCAAAAUCCAGAGGUAAGUUUCUGAAAGAGCUUAACAAGAAUUUGAUUGAUAUGUUUGAUGAUGAAGUAGAAGAAAAUAAAACUGGCAAUGAUGACGUUCACACGACAGAUGUGGGUAUUGAUACUCAAAUGGCUGCAGAAGCUAUGCACUCAUUGUGCUUCGGUUCUUCCUUGAUUGAAGAAGGAUCUAUCACUGCAAACAUAAAAAACAGUUCAUUCAAAAGUGGAGUGAAUCAUGAGUCACAGCUGAGACAAAGUUCUCAAAAUAAUGGAUCCUGUUCUACUCGACCUGCCACACGACAAUCCUUGAAAGCUGAACAAAGGGUUGCUACAACAGUUAAAAUUGCUGAAAAUCCCAAGAAGCAAUGUGAUGGAAAAUUACUAGAAACAAAGAGCACUAGGUCAAAUGUUAGAUUACAUGAUGCUGCAAAGCAAAUUCAAGCUGCAGAAAGGAAGGAAGAAAGUGCUUUCGGAGCCAGCAAAAAAUUUGGGAUUAAUAGAGGCCUUGAUACCCCAUCUAACAGCUCUAUGUCUUUAAAGAAGAGACCAUUUCAUGAGCUUAGCAACUCACCGACACCUGUUGCUCAUAGAACAAGGCAGCACUUUGUAAUGAAUCAACAGAAUUGUACUAGAAACAUCCCAAAUAACAUGACAAAGGAGAUAAAUGGUGAAGAAGGUGCUUUUAAUUCUAAUAAAAGUCUGCCCGAUGAUGGAUCCUGUAACACCAGUACCAAAAAGAGAUUCGCUUCUAAACUUGGAAAUAUGGAUUUAUCUGUGAGUAAGAUUGGUCAAAUGAUCCAUCCCAAAGGAAUAAGAACUCGUCGAACGCGGGCAUCAAUGCUACAAGAAAACAAUGACCAGUCUAAUAUGAGACCAAGCAGAUCGAUUACCGACGGGGGAGCUCCUGUGUAUAUGAGUAAAAGAAAGAAAAUACGUAUUGCUGAAGAAAGUGUCCUAGAGUGUUCGCAGAGUGUCCAUGAAGAGGAUGCUUCUAAUAAUGGCGCAGCUGAUGCAGGUGGCAUUUCAGUUCCAGGUAUUAUACUCAAUGGAAAGGCUCCUAAAAAAUGCAGUAAAAAUCGUGAUGUGCAAUGCCAAAAAACUAAGGAUGUGUGUAAAGCAAAUGAAGUGGACGCCUCACCGAAGUAUCAACCCAAAACAUCAACCUCUCCAAGUACCACUCCUGUUAAUUGUAUGACACCUAGGAUUGAGGCAUCGCCUAUAUGUGCGGGUGACGAGUAUCAUAAGCGAUCAUGCCGCAGUAGUGCGUUGAGAUCCUCUCUUAUUAGAGAACUGAAUUCCUUACAAAGUGAUGGAGUACCCAUGAAUGUCAAGGAUUCAAGGAGGCGGAGAGAUAUGACAAAUGUCCGAGUCUUGUUCAGCCGCCACCUUGAUCAUGACAUAACCAAACAGCAAAAGAAGAUAUUGACUCGCUUGGGGGCUUCACUUGCAUCCUCUAUGUCAGACGCUACUCAUUUUGUAACAGAUGAAUUUGUACGUACAAGAAAUAUUUUGGAAGCUAUUGCUUUUGGGAAACCAGUGGUUACACACUUAUGGCUUGAGAGUUGUGCACAAGCUAGCUGUCUUAUAGAUGAGAAGAAUCAUAUACUGAGAGAUGUGAAAAAGGAAAAGGAGUUUGGCUUUAGCAUGCCAAUUUCAUUGGCAAGAGCAAGGCAACAUCCACUUUUACAGGAAUUUAGAGUCUUUAUCACCCCAAAUACUAAGCCUGGUACUGGAAUAUUAAAUGGUCUGGUGAAGGCUGUUCACGGUUUGCCAAUUGAGAGAUGUGGAAGAUCUGCUAGGAAGGAUGUGACAUCGGCAGAUGAUAUUUUAAUCUUGUCUUGUGAAGAUGACUACGAUCUCUGUGUACCUUUCCUUGAGAAAGGAAUACCAGUUUAUAGUUCGGAGCUUCUACUAAAUGGAAUAGUUACUCAGAAACUGGAGUAUGAAAGGUAUCAACUAUUCACAGAGCAUUUUAAGAGAACGCGAUCCACAGUUUGGAUGAAGAAGAAUAACAAUCAAAAUAGCCAUGUGAGAAAAUCCUGAGUAUAAAUAAUCUUUUUCUUGUGUCAUGCCACAUUUACUAACCUCUGGAUAAGAUUUCUUUUGAUUGGUCCAUUUGUAUGCCACAUGUAAAUAGCCAUGUUAAGAAUAAGAAAUAGAAACCAUAGUUUUAUACGAGAGUUAAAUGGUGUUUGUGUUGAAAUCAUUUCAACAUCUCUUGUAUAUUUGAUACUCCGUAUGUAGUAAUUUAAAAGAAUUUUUAAUACAUGGGAUUAUAAAUAUUCAUAUUUUUAAAAAAUACAAGUAACAUUUGAAAUAUAGAUAAUCUAAUUUG